Molecule: messenger RNA, 1306 nt
Organism: Spodoptera frugiperda (fall armyworm)
Lineage: Eukaryota; Metazoa; Arthropoda; Insecta; Lepidoptera; Noctuidae
Product: myosin-M heavy chain-like
Exons: 3
Coding region: 181-1194 (337 amino acids)
Source: RefSeq, a predicted model, not a curated record
CAUUAGUCGAGGCUCCCACGUUAUCUUAUCACCAACACAGCCGUAUUGAUUUAAGCAGUAAUGGCUGAACGAGUGUUGUCAACACUUACUCUGUUUAUUUGCAUUUGAAUUCCUUUUUGUUAUUUUUUUUUAUAUAAUUAUAUGACAAUUUUAUAAGAGACUGCUUGACGUAUCGUAAAAAUGUUUGGGUUCAAAGCCUCCCUUAACUUCUACAAUGGCAGUAGACGGAAGACCAAGAAAGAACGAGCCGAGCUUGGCGCUGUGCUUUCCGUCACUGGUGCCUACAGAACCAAUAGAGAUGACUCAUUUGGCUACAACUACCCAGACACACGGAAAUCAACACCAGCACUGAACAACAACCAACCAAUGCCCGCCGCGGCCCCACCUCCCGUCCGACCAAUAAGACAAGCGAAAAGCACCAGCGACCUUAUUCUAGACAAAAACCUUCCACCGAACCUAAGACCAGAGAACCCAGGAGUAUCCAAAGACCCACGAGGAGCCGAACAAGACCCUCGCAACAACAGAAUACCUGACAAAAGCAAGGAGAGAAAACUAGACGCACAAAUACGAGUGGACAAACAGAGGCUUGAAGAACAAAAGAAGUUGGAGAAACAGCGGAUAGAAGAACAGAAGAAAUUGGAGAAACAGAGGAUAGCGGAGCAGAAGAAAAGAGACAAGUUGUUGUUGAAAGAGCAAGCGAGAAAGGAGAAGUUGAGGAGAGAGAUGGAGAAACAGAGUAAAAAGAGUAAGGCGCCACCGCCGCCAAUGGCGAAUGGGGCGAAUAAAGCGAAUCCUGUUGCGCAAGUACGACAGCCUCAACCGCAGACGUUACCUCCGGGGGCGAACCCUGUAGCGCAACUACGGCAACAACCGCAACCGAGCACAUCGAACGCACAACCAACACAGAUGACAAACUCAACAAAUACUCUAGAAAGUUCUAUCAGCAAGAGUAGUGGGCCUCCGCCGUACUCUGCUGCAAAACCAGAAGGAGAAAAAGAUGCGACCGGCAACGUCACUUAUGCGAAACCAGAGGAAGAAGACAGUUGGGACUUGAUAUCUAAACACAGAGAGAACAUGAACAGGGCUGCAGCCGCCGCAGCAGCUACAGCAGCCUCAAAAUCUGCAGCCAAGCAAACAGUAAUGGACUUAAACUACAAAAUCGGUGAGGAAAGUAAAGACAAUAGUGAAGCCUGAUAUGUAUACGAGUGAGUUUUUGUUUAAUUUUUUGUAUAUUAUAGUUACUAAGCGUUUAAAUGUUCGUUAUGUGUUUUCUAUUUAAGAAAUAAAUUUAUAUUUUCAUAGUAAA